AUGGAUGGCCUCACAUUAAUACCACCCAGGGGCUUCGACUUUGCCACACUCUUCCGAGAGGACAUCAGCAAGCUCACAGGCGAGAACUGGACUUUGCAGCGUGUGGAUCGCAUCGCCAAUGUCAACGCUAGCGGUAUUCUUCUCGGCUCGUUCACCGGCAACGCAUCUGCCAUAACCUAUCAAAACGGCAAGCCCACAUCGGAAGGCUAUGCGCUUACUGUCUCGCCUACCGCCGCAGUCAUCGGUGGCACCGGAGCCCGGGGUAUGUGGUGGGGAACAAGAACGCUCUUGCAGCUUCUCGUUGCCCAUAAUGGAAGCCUUCCUGUGGGAACGACAAUUGAUGCACCGGCAUACGAGACACGCGGUUUCAUGCUAGACGCCGGGCGCAAGUGGUAUGCACCAGGAUUCUUGAAAGAGUUGUGCAGCUACGCGUCUUUCUUCAAGCUGAGCGAGUUUCACUACCAUCUCUCCGACAACUACCCGCUCAAUCGCGGAAAGAACGAAUCAUGGCAAGACGUCUAUUCGCACUUCUCAUUGAGACCUGAGGAUGAGUCACUACUGCCUAUCUUGCAUGGUCGCGAGAAUGAGACUCUGGGCCGAGAGGACUUUGCCGAUCUGCAAAGCCAUUGCGCUGCAAGGGGUGUCACUGUCAUUCCCGAGAUUGAGGCACCUGGCCACUGCCUGUAUCUGACAAAGUGGAAGCCAGAGCUGUCUCUGGCAAAACGCGACCUACUGAACCUAUCGCACCCGGACACUAUCCCAACAGUGAAGCGUAUUUGGUCUGAGUUUCUCCCCUGGUUCGAGACUAAGGAAGUGCAUGUGGGCGCAGACGAGUACGACGCUACUCUCGCUGACGACUACAUCGGCUUUGUAAACGAGAUGUCAGAGUUCAUCAACUCCACAACCGGCAAGAAAAUCCGUAUCUGGGGAACAGAAGAGCCCUCUGAGAAUCUCACCAUCUCGAAAGAUGUUAUCAUCCAACAUUGGCAAUACGGGCAGUCGGACCCAGUGCUCCUUGCGAACACUGGAUACGAAAUCAUCAACUCAGAAGAUUGGUGGGCAUACAUGUCCAUCAAGAACGAUCACAUGCCCAUUCUUCCGGCUAGAUAUCCACAAUUCUUCAACGAGAGCCGUGUGCUCAACUUCGCCGACGAGUCGGGUUGGCAAUGGACACCGGCCGACUACAACCCGUUCAACAAGACUGAGCAAGUGCCGGACGCAUCUCCAGAUAACAAAGGCGCCAUUUUGGCAGCAUGGAAUGACAACGGGCCAGACGCAUCUACUCAGCUUGAAGCAUACUAUGCAAUGCGUCGAGGAAUUGCAGUUGUUGGUGCCCGUGUUUGGAGUGGCAGCCGCGGUCCGAAGCUUGUGGACGGCGAAGUUUCAUCCAGCAUCGAUGUCUUCUCGCCCAUUGCACCUGGGCAGAAUCUGGAUCGAAUUUUGCCCUCCACCGGAUCUAUGAGAUCUCUCGUCUCGUGGAGCCGCUCCGGACAAGGCGUUGAAGAGGCCCAGACAACACACUAUCCCUUGGAAAAGAUGGAAGCCUUGUUUUCAAUGCGGAUGGCUACCUAUACCCCCUGCGAUCUGUGA
Colletotrichum chrysophilum is the source of this 1590-nucleotide messenger RNA. RefSeq lists its product as uncharacterized. Gene Ontology annotation, biological process: carbohydrate metabolic process. NCBI's taxonomy places the organism in Eukaryota, Fungi, Ascomycota, Sordariomycetes, Glomerellales, Glomerellaceae. Gene Ontology annotation, molecular function: beta-N-acetylhexosaminidase activity. The transcript has 2 exons. The coding region runs from base 1 to 1590 and encodes 529 amino acids. The record is from RefSeq and is a predicted model, not a curated record.